AUGAUUCUGCUACUGGUGCUCCUGUGUCUCAUGGCUAUGCCGCCUCUGUCCACUGGAAAGGAAUCCAAGGGUUUUGCUGCUGUGUCAGCUAGCAGAGCAGAUCAGCAAAAGUUGAUUGUUGACAGACAUAACGCCCUCAGGAGAGGAGUAAAACCAACUGCCAGCAACAUGAUGAAGAUGGAAUGGGAUCCUCUAGCUUCACGGAAUGCUCAAGAUUGGGCCAAUCAAUGUACUUUAAACCACAGUCCUGCUAACGUGAGGAAAACCACUGUACAUUGUGGUGAGAAUCUGUUCAUGUCAUCCGCCCCUUUCUCGUGGACUGGUGUUAUUCAGAGCUGGUAUGAUGAGGAGAAAGAUUUUGAAUAUGGAAUGGGGGCAAAAACAGAAGGUGCUGUGAUUGGCCAUUACACUCAGGUAGUUUGGUACAACACUUACAAAAUAGGAUGCGGUGUCGCUUUUUGUCCCAACAAAGAAUAUAAAUACUUUUAUGUCUGCCAUUACUGCCCCAGUGGGAAUUGGAUAAGUUUAAUGAAGACACCCUACAAAGCAGGAGAACCCUGUGGUGAUUGCCCCAAUGCUUGCGAGAACGGGUUAUGCAAAUCUCCAUCCCACCCUACUGAUGGGCAGUGG
Molecule: messenger RNA, 630 nt
Organism: Apaloderma vittatum (bar-tailed trogon)
Lineage: Eukaryota; Metazoa; Chordata; Aves; Trogoniformes; Trogonidae
Product: serotriflin-like
Exons: 7
Cellular component (GO): extracellular region
Source: RefSeq, a predicted model, not a curated record